GUCAGAAAUAGAUAUUGUCAUAUGCCGUAUGCACAACAACAAACGUUCGGUUACGUUUACUUGGUUAACUUUUAAGUCGAAGAUCUUGUUAAAACUAUUAGGAAACGAGGUAUAUGUCAAUCUUGAAAAGUAAUAAGUACAUGGUUUUAUUCGAUAAUACGUAAUCAAUUCAAAUCAGUAUGGGUUCCAGUAGUAAAAAAUCUAAGGAUAGGGAGUCGAGAAAGAGGCGUCAUGAUGAUACUAGUGGAUAUGAUACUCCAAAAGAAAAGAGACACAAGCACAAAAAGCACCAUCAUAAGGAUAAAAGACGAGAGAGGUCUAAAUAUUAUGAAGACGAUGGCAAAUAUCGUCAUUACGAUAAUGUGGACAAGAAAACAAAAAAAACCUAUGAAAGUGAUGAUUCAGAUAUUAUUGAGAUCAUUGACAAUGACCCAUCUCUACCUCAAGAUACCUCUAAAUCACACCAUUCAGAAUCUCCUGUGCACACAACUUCAAAUAAACAAAAUGUUGAGAGUCUGUCAAUAGAAGAAACUAAUAAACUUAGAGCAAAGUUAGGUCUGAAACCAUUAGAUUUGGGUAAUUCUGGAAGCAAUUCUUCUAAUAAUAUAAGCAAUCACAAUAAAGAAAGUGAUUUGAAGAAGGAUGAUUUGGGUGAAUUUUAUCAUAAACCAGCAGAAAAUCUAAUCCAGAAAGCACAACAAGAAAAAAUUCGUUCCAAACUUCAAGAAAUACGUGAAAAACGACAAAUUCACUCUAAAUUAUCUUCAGUAAAGACUUUAGGAGAAAGUGACAGUGAAGAUGACUUAUCAUUAUGGGUAGACAAAAGUAGAAAAAUUGAUCAAGCUAAAAAAGAAGCCGAGAAACGAGCUAAAAUGUUAGAAGAGUUAGAUGCUCAGUUUGGUAUAAGUGAUUUCGUCGAAUCUGAGAAUAAAGCGAAGAUGAAAAAUAAGUACACAGAAAAAGAUCUUAAAGGACUCACUGUUCAACAUGAUGUUGAUAGUUUCGACGAGGAAAAAACUGUUAUUUUGACAUUGAAAGAUAAGGGAGUUUUAGAAGAAGAUGAAGAUAUAUUGCAGAAUGUAAACAUGAUAGACAAUGAAAGAUACAAGAAAAAUAUUGAAAACAAAAAGAAGAAAGCCGAAUAUAAUCCAUACGAGGAUUCUGAAUUUGAUGAAUAUGGAAAUUAUCAAGAAAAAAGUUUAUUGUCAAAGUAUGAUGAAGAAAUAGAUGGUGUUAAAAAAGAUAAUUUUAAGAUAGGUUUUGAUAAUGUUAUUGAACGCAAACAACAAGCAGUUCUUUCAAUUAAAGCCAAAUUGGCUAAGAAACGUCUAGAAAGUGUUGCUGAUACAGGACUCAAAAUAGCCUCAGACUACUACAAUGAAGAAGAAUUAGCUAAGUUUAAAAAACCAAAAAAGAAAGUCAGAAAAAUAAGGAGCAAGGGAAAAUUGUUAACAGCUGAUGAAUUAAAACCUGACAAUUCUGGAAUAGAAGCUAUAGGAUCUAGAAGACCUAAAAUUAAACAAGAUGUAGAUUAUGAUAUAGAUGAUGUACCAUUAGCUAAUAUUCCUACUGAUCUGAAAGUAGAUGAUGAUAAAGAUGAUUUAUUAGAAGAGGCUUUACACAAAGCUAGAAAAAUCAAACAAAAAGAAAAUGUUAUAGCUAACAUAAUUAAAACUGAAAUUAAACCAGAACUAGAAGACGAAAAUCUAGAUGGAAAUAACAUAGUUUUAAAUGCCACAGCUGAAUUUUGUCGUACACUGGGAGAUAUCCCAACCUAUGGCAAGUCUGGUAAUAGAGAAGAAACUGAAGAUGCAACAGACCUUGAGAAAGAAAUUAAAGAAGAUACAGUCGAUAGUGAUGAUGAUUGUGAAAUUAUCGAAGCUACAGGUUGGAAUAGUGUAGAUACCAAUCAGCAAGGUAUCAGUUCUACCCAAAUUGGUGUUCAAGAUGUGCAAAUAUUGGGCGAAGAACCUGAUGUUAGUACUGGGGUAGCAGCUGCUCUUCAAUUAGCUAUGAGCAAAGGUUAUCUUGAUAAGGAAGAGAAUAAUCGACCAUCAAAUUCACGUUUAGCACAUCUCCAAGCGAAAAAUUACUCUAUAGAAGAUAAGGCAUAUGGAGACGAUGGAGAUCGACAGGGCAGAAGGGAAAGAUAUGCUGGUCCCAUAACUGAUUUUAAAGAAAAAGAAGGUUUCAAACCAAAUGUUAAAUUAGAAUAUAUCGAUGACGAAGGUCAUAUUUUAAAUUCCAAAGAAGCUUUUAGAUAUUUAUCCCAUAAGUUCCAUGGAAAAGGCCCGGGCAAAAAUAAAGUAGAAAAAAGGAUUCAGAAGAGCGUACAAGAGCAAUUAAUGAAAAAAAUGAGUUCAACUGAUACUCCACUGGGAACUCUGCAUAUGUUACAGGCAAAACAAAAGGAAACACAAUCACCGUUUGUAGUUUUAUCAGGUAACAAACAAUCCCAAUCAACAUCUUUAUCUAAAACGAGGCGAUAAUUUUUUUACAUUUUUAGUUUAAUUUAAAGUAACUGAAAAUUGUAAAUAUCAGUAAAAAUGAAAAUUUUCAGAAUAUGUACAGUAAUUAGGUGAAUAAAUAUGCAUGUCCGAUUUAUAUUAAACUCUGUGAUUUUGUUUAAAUUAAAUAUGGAUGAAAAUUUUACCAAAACUCGUAUUAUU
Diorhabda sublineata is the source of this 2669-nucleotide messenger RNA. RefSeq names its product U4/U6.U5 tri-snRNP-associated protein 1. The record is from RefSeq and is a predicted model, not a curated record. NCBI's taxonomy places the organism in Eukaryota, Metazoa, Arthropoda, Insecta, Coleoptera, Chrysomelidae. The coding region runs from base 180 to 2489 and encodes 769 amino acids. Gene Ontology annotation, biological process: mRNA cis splicing, via spliceosome; maturation of 5S rRNA. The transcript is spliced from 4 exons. Gene Ontology annotation, cellular component: U4/U6 x U5 tri-snRNP complex.